This is a messenger RNA of Peniophora sp. CBMAI 1063, 3552 nucleotides long. The record is from the annotation of a GenBank genome assembly. Lineage: Eukaryota; Fungi; Basidiomycota; Agaricomycetes; Russulales; Peniophoraceae.
AUGGAAGUAUCCUCAGGCGCUAAGGACAACCCUGCGCCUACUGCAAACAGCAGUCCUACUGCCAAUCAGCCGCCUCCCGAAUCCGCGAACUCGUCAUCGAUCAAUCCCGAACCCGCCCCGGCCACUCCUGGUCCCAUGCCGACUGGCACCAAGCGCCCGUUCAUGGCUCAUGCAGAGAAGCGCUAUGAGUCGGCGAAUCCCUCUGUUCGCGAGGCCGUCGAGCGCGAGGCGGCCGAGCGUGAACGUGAGCGCCAGCAGCGCCACAAGUCUGAUGCGGCCACGAGUUCGCAGCCCAAGGCCAAGGCUGAUGCUCGCACGCAUCUCAAUUCAGCCUUUCACCCUGCGCUGAAGCAACAGGAAAAAGACCACGCCUCGAAACCCGGUAGGGAGAAACGUCGCGGCAAGGGUGGUUCUAAGAAGAAGGCCGACAAUACGCCCAAGGCUAUCGAAAUUGACGUGGUGCUCCUACCCCGUACUGCCCGCGCUCACCGCAACUCGUACAAGGAUGGCCGCUAUCUCGGUUACAAGAAGCCGAGCCUCUCAGAAUUGAAUGGCUUGAGGAUGGAGGGCUUGGUCCGCAAGAUCUUGCUUCCUCACAACGCAAGUACGCAUGAGAUUGAUAACCUCGUCAUCGGCGCCUUCAAACACCACCCUGCAUUUAUCUCCGCCCUCGUGAACGCGACAUCUAUGAAUCCUUACCGCCGGGCCUGGGUUCCCAUGAUCGUGACAAGUACUGGCGGCCAGGGUGUAACACGGACCUUGUCAACUCACCCCAAAUUCACUCAGUACGACAAGGACGACCUCAUAACCCACGAGGGCUUCUUGCAGUGUACAGCUGAUGCGCGCCCACGAACCAUCUCGCGCGAGCUGGCUGGGACUUGGGCGAAGACCAUGGUCUUCAUUGCCUUGCGCUUAGGCUCGCAAAAUCUUCCAACGAGGUCGCCCCACCCUGCGGAACCGGACACGGAUCUCGAGGAUGAUGAGGACGACGAGGGCUCCGACAACGAUUCGUCUACACACAUGCCAGACUUGAGCAUGCCGGAGCCUACUUCGUCGUUUGACACCACCCCCGCUGCCCAUUUCGGUGGAUCGAGCCCGUUUUCUCACGACUUCUCCUUCCCAUCGGACCCUUUGUUCGCUUCUGCGACGAGUGGCGCGUUUGAUUUUGGCGGCGAGACUUGGACGUCCAGCUCAGGACUCGGUUCGAAUGGGGUACCUUCCGGUGGACACGGUACAACCUUCAAUCCUUCAACCGAUUUUGGCUCCACAAGCGAUAACGGAGCAUCUUCUUCUACUCCGUGGGCGAACCUGUCCACGCCUAACAUACCGUCGGAGAAUGCAGACUCGGCGCAUCGUCCCUUAUUCUCUCCGGCUCCGAGCGACGUACCGGGUGCUGCUGGUGCCGCAAAGACUGAAUCGCCCACGGGUGAUGACUUCUUCGAGGACAAGCGCCGCCGGUUUCCGCCUGCUGCCGAUCGCCUCGCAUCUGUAGCGCGAGCAAUCGCAACUAUCCAGGCCCCUGGCCAGUCGGCGUCAUGGUGGCCCAAUCAGGCGCUCGGUUUCUACAAAUCCGUCAGCCAAGAAGAAUCGUUCUGUCAGAUCUCCCUGGGCAUUGAGGAUGGCAGUUCGCCUCUCACCAACAUGUACAUCAACUCGUCUUCUGCCUCUGCCCUCUGGGACUCGUCGGCCGAGCGCAUACUCACUCGGCUCAUGCCAUUGCUGGCAUUGCCAAAUGAGGUCGCCAACAUCAGAGUUUCCGUUGACGAUGUUGUCGAUGUUCCGCCUUCGAUGGCAUUUGGUCCUUUCGGCCUGGAUCUUGUCGUGUCCUUACUCGCGAUGCUCACCGCUGCUGCGCUUUCCCAUGUCCUGAGGUCGGAAGCACUUACCUGCAUGCAACGACUCGAGUGCUAUAUCGACGCACUCCACGAUGUUGUGACUGGCUUCAAGACGUGUGUCCCGCGUCAUGUCUUCGACCUCCCGGCAUUUCGCCCGCUCGAGAAAUUCUUUCGCGAUAUUCACAAAAAUCCACAGGCCCAAUACACGGACUCGGUUCCGGCAGACUGGAACAAGCUCAGGGUGAAGGACAACUUCGCUCAUCUCGUUUUCACUGGAAACGCCGACAUCCUCCUUCGCGAUCUUGCCGACGACUAUGGCUACAUUCGUGGUGGCGAUACACCAGCUGAUUCGUCUGUAUCUCCUCACUGCCUUUUGGUCGGGGACCAUGGUCCCGAGCGCCUUCUUAAUGAGCUUAUAUUUCCCUUUCUCGACGAGUACGAUGAAGCAAUGCCUGGUCACAAGCUCAUUCUGAGUAUACUCGAGGAUCUUGCUGGGGCCUUGUACCGUGGUUUCUCUACCUUCAAAAAGUCUACCGGGAAGCAGGCAUCCAGCCCGAGUGCUACUGGUAGCAAGUCGACUCGCCCCAAUGCUCCCUCGGCUCCUACGUCCACGGAUCAUGUGCCCCCGCCGCCCACGUCUCGGGGCAAACGCAAGAAACCUGAAUCAGACAGCGAUUCCGAUCUGACAGAUCUUGAUGAAUCUCCUGGUGGCUCAGACGACUCUGACGACUCCGACGACUCCGACGAUGAGCCCGCCCGUCCAAAGCAGGGUACCGGCGGAUCGAGCCGCCGCCCACCACCAAAGAAGAAGUCUGCGCCAUCUACAGAGGAUGUCAAUCCCCCAAGGCCAGGUGCUCGCACUCGUUCGCAAGGCAAGACUAAAUCGGCGAAUGGUGGUAACGACAAGGAGACCGGAAGUUUGCCCAAGGACCCAUCCUCAAAUGGUGCGCGUUCACAUCCUGGUACCAAACCCGCUGGCAAGACCAAGCAACACUGGCACACGGGCACUGGUGGUGCAGACGAUCCCCUCGACCUUGGUCCCGAUUCUGACUCUUCCAACGAUGAGCGCAUCAAGGCAGCAGCUCGGGAGUAUGCGAAGAGGAAGUCGCAAGGGGACGAUCCCUUCUCCCGCCCUCCCAAGCGCUCGCGUACGGAGCCUUCCCACGGCAACGCUCAUGCCCCCGAUGGAAAGCACGACUUCACUUAUGCACCAAACUCUCCUCAGCCUCCCAAGUCGGAAGCGCCCUCAUCAUCUCGCCCAACCAAGCCUUCCACGUCAAACACCCAGCCUCGCGAUGGCACCACCACCCCUGCAGUACCGCGCACAUCCGGUGUUGGCGGCUCUUCGACGGCUGGUGCGACUGCAGCACCUCGGCUCUCUCUCGAGGAGCGGCUCGGCCUCCAGUGGGCCCAGAAGUUGGAACAUCGCAUCGAGUCUUUAACAUUCACCGAGCUUGUCGAGCGCAUUAACUCCGCCUUUGGCGACGGUGGCCCGUAUUCAGCGCAGCUCGGUUCAACAUCUCCUUUGCCCGAAGGUUUCAUGGACCUGACGUUCAAGAGGCAAGCGCGCGUCCUCCUAUUGAUCUUUCAUCCUGAUAAGUGCAGGACAUGGGCACAGUCGGAUACCUGGAGAACGAUUGCUGAGAUAGUUACCCGCUGCGUAGCAGCUAAGAAGGAUACAUGGCCUGAUGGCUGGGGUCUGCACCACGACGAGUAG